UCUUCAAUACUAUAUAUGCUAUGCUAUACUAUACUGGUACUAACUCUCUCCAAAAAAACCGUACUUACCCAUGACCGGAAACUGGCCGUCGACGGAGAAACUGGCCGGAGCAUCGCCCUCCGGGAUGAAGAGAAAGAAAAGGCUCUUCUUUACCCUAAUUAUUGUUUCUAUUCUCCUCGUAGCAACCAUCAUCAUCGGUAUUGUAGCCGGAGGCACGAGAUCCGGUCACAGAAAUGCCUCCGGCGGCGGCGGUGGCGGGCUAAUAAUUAGUUCUCCAACAACCCACGCAAUAGUAAAGUCGUCUUGCAGCAAUACGUUGUACCCAGAUUUGUGCUAUUCGUCGGUGGCUGCCGUGGUUGCGGCCGGAGAUGGUACAAAGAUUGUUAGCCAGAAGGAUGUGGUAAAGACGGUGUUGAGAUUGACAAAAAAGGCCGUUGAAGUGACAUACUUGACAAUAAAGAAACUGACGACGACGAGAAAGGGGCUAACGAAGAGAGAGAAAGGAGCGCUUCGUGAUUGUUUGGAGAUGCUGGAUGAGACGUUAGAUGAUUUAAAAGAUGUGGACAAAGAUCUUGAUGAUUCUACCACUUAUAAGGAAUCCUUGUCUAAACAUGCCGACCAUCUCAAAACGCUGCUAAGCGCCGCCAUUACAAAUCAGGAGACAUGCUUGGACGGCUUUUCACAUGACAAAGCAGACAAACAACUAAGGGAAGUUUUAGUAAAGGAGGAAAUACAUAUAGAAAAGAUGUGCAGCAACGCCCUAGCCAUGAUCAAAAACAUGACGACCGACAUCAAAUUACUAUCACCCCGCCGUAUCCUCUAUCAAUAUUAUAAUUCACGAUCAUCAUCAGCUACUGUCAAGUGGCCGGAAUGGUUGUCGGUCGGCGACAGGCGGCUGCUACAAUCACAGACUGCAGUGACACCCAACGUAGUAGUGGCUGCCGACGGGACCGGAGACUUCCGGACGGUUUCAGCCGCGGUGGCUGCCGCACCCGAGGGAAGCAGCACUAGGUACAUAAUAAGAAUAAAGGCGGGUGUCUACAAGGAAAACGUGGAAGUGGUUAAGAAGAAGACUAAUUUAAUGUUCGUAGGUGAUGGGAGGACCACCACUAUUAUCACCGCAAGUAGAAAUGUCGUUGAUGGAAGCACAACCUUUAAUUCCGCCACUGUCGCCAUAGUGGGCACAGGGUUCUUAGCCCGAGAUAUAACGUUCGAAAACACGGCUGGACCGUCCAAGCACCAAGCGGUUGCCCUCCGAAUAGGAGCGGACUUAUCGGCAUUCUACCGUUGCGACAUGUUGGCUUAUCAAGACACUCUUUACGUUCAUUCCAACCGUCAAUUCAUCAUGAAUUGUUUCAUCGCCGGGACAGUGGACUUCAUCUUUGGAAAUGCUGCCGUGGUCCUGCAAGACUGCGACAUCCACGCCCGACGCCCCAACCCGGGUCAAAAGAACAUGGUCACAGCUCAAGGGAGAACCGACCCUAAUCAAAACACGGGAAUCGUUAUACAAAAGUGUAGGAUUGGCACCACGUCGGAUCUGACACCCGUGAUAAGUAGCUUUCCAACUUAUCUGGGUCGUCCUUGGAAGGAAUACUCGAGGACUGUGGUCAUGCAGACCGAGAUUAGUAAUGCCAUUGUCCCAGCGGGAUGGUCUGAGUGGACCGGUUCGUUUGCUCUCAGCACGUUAACCUAUAGGGAGUAUCAAAAUACGGGGCCUGGGGCUAACACUGCAAAUAGGGUCACAUGGCCCGGCUUCAAGGUCAUCACUAGUGUCGCCGAAGCUCAACAGUACACACCCGGAAACUUCAUCUCCGGGGGUACCUGGCUUAGGGCCACCGGUUUUCCAUUCUCUCUUUCCCUCUAAAUUCUUAAUCAAUUAAUUAAUUGUAACUCUAUCUCAUCAUCAUGCGUACUUGUAAUUUUAUUUAUUGUCUGUACCAAAAAUCAAUUUAAGUUACCAGAACUAUAUAUUUUCAA
Messenger RNA from Impatiens glandulifera, 1977 nucleotides. RefSeq names its product pectinesterase-like. Gene Ontology annotation, biological process: cell wall modification. NCBI's taxonomy places the organism in Eukaryota, Viridiplantae, Streptophyta, Magnoliopsida, Ericales, Balsaminaceae. The coding region runs from base 71 to 1864 and encodes 597 amino acids. The record is from RefSeq and is a predicted model, not a curated record. Gene Ontology annotation, molecular function: pectinesterase inhibitor activity; pectinesterase activity. The transcript is spliced from 3 exons.